Messenger RNA from Engraulis encrasicolus (European anchovy), 2686 nucleotides. RefSeq names its product mucin-5AC. The record is from RefSeq and is a predicted model, not a curated record. The transcript has 19 exons. Lineage: Eukaryota; Metazoa; Chordata; Actinopteri; Clupeiformes; Engraulidae. Bases 257 to 2686 code for a protein of 809 amino acids.
UCAUGAAUAUUGUACUUCCCAGAAAUCUCUACAGUUUUCGAUGGUGAACGACUGCUCUGUGCCAAUGACGCGUUUGGAACAGUUUUAAACAAUUACGUUUUGGAUCAAGAAAUAUUAUCAAAAGUUAGUUGAAGUUGAAGUAGGCUACUUGAAAGUUAGUGAGUGGAGAAGUUAACAUAGUGAUGCUGAGCUGCGUGCGACAAGCCUUGGGGAUUCGAGAACUUCUCGAACCAUAAGAUGAUCUCGCGGAUACUUCAUGCGCGGCAUCAACAGAAGAAUGAAGCGUGGCACAGUGGACUUCCAAUCGGCCAUCGCAGACAAGACGUUCACAGAUCUGAUCACUCGGCUCCUCUUUCUCUGGAUCAUUAGUUCGUCCUCGCUUCAAGCCCAUGGCAUCUUCAUGUACGACUCCAAGGCGGUUCUGGGCGACUGCCGUGACUACUGGACCUUCCAGGACCGUGGCCGGAUCCCGCUGCUCUUCCAGAUGACGGUGUGUGUGGACGUGCGGGUGGUCUCUCCGGGCCGCUGGCUGGCCUUCUCCUACAGCUCGCCGCGGGCCCCGCGCUUCGACCUGGCCCUGGAGGGAGACCCGCACGCGCUCUACGCCUGGCUCCUGGGGGUCAGGCACCGCUUCCCCGUGCAGCUCGCACCGCAUGUCUGGCAUCGACUCUGCCUGCGCAGGGACUCACUAAGGAACACAUUCAGCAUGGAGGUGAACGGCAGCACUGGCGAGAACCAGCGCACGGUGAUCGCCCGCGUCAUCCCACCCAACGGGGAGCUGAGACUUGGCUGCAUGCCGAGGGACGCCACCCCUGGGGACGCCAGGGGAAAGGUGGAGCUCUACCUGUUCCGCAUGUGGGGGGACGUAGGCCAGCACCGGGCCUGCGAGGACGGCUCCGUGGCCGGCUGGCAGUCACGCAUGUGGAGCAUCUCCCACUCCAGGACAAGGGCACACGACGAUCAGCUCGGCUGUGGCAAGACAUGGCAGAAACGUCGACUUCUCAGUAAUGUAGAGAAAGUUAGUCAGGCCCCAGGCCAAGACAGGGCAGCCAGUGUCCGUCAAAAUGGUCGAAAUGCAGAAGCAACGCAAGUUCCAGACUCAGGUGCCAAAGACUUUGUCUCCACACCUGCCACCACAACCUCUAAGCCCACAACUCUGCCCCUGACGAUGCCCCUAAGAACCACACUGCCUGCCCAGAGCUCGUCAACAACCACAACCGAUGCCCACACCGUAUCCACUGUCACAUCAACGGCCAAGGCCACCACAUCAGGAAGAGCUACAGGUGCUUCCACAACUCCCAAAGAGACGUCACCACCUCCUCCAUCACCAUCAUCCUCCUCUCUUACACCGAGCCCACAGCAGGCUACAGCUGCAGACGUGAGCAACACUACAACCCACACCACCACCACCACGCAUCAACCACCUUCAACAUCACCCCCCUCCACCAGCAUGACCUUUGACCCUGAAAAUGGAACAAUGGCGACCACUCCCACCACCAGCCCCCAGCAGGUAGCUACUGCCCCCUCUACAACCGCGCCCCUAAAAGGUUCCCAGAAUUCCUCAGUCUCUCCUUACCCACCCACCACCGUGGCUACUACCAGGCCCACACAGACUACCGCGACAAGCCCCAGCGCUGCUGCCUCUGUUUGGGCUACCACAUCCAGGUUCUCCCCUGCCCGUACCAGCUCCACCCCAAGCACCACCAGCAGCAGCAGGUUACCAACAGGCAGCCACAGCACCGCAGUACGCUGGUCCACAGCUGCCGUGGGCCAAAUCGUGAUGCAGUGCAACUUCUCCCAGUUCUGCGCAAACACAACUUCCUAUUACUGGAUGAUGACCAAUGUUACAGUGACCGGACCAUCGAAGACUGAAGCAGACAUUAAAGCCUGGUUUUCUCAAUUCGAUGGUUCCAUCCCUCAUAUUGAGCCCACAGACGUCAACUGCACAGACAAGACAACAAUACAGAGGACUACUUGCAGAGUGCAACUACAGCUUCAAGAGAGCAUCAGCACCUGCGAUCUGAGGCGCCUCAUACAAAACAGUGACCACGGUGACAUCAGUGUCACUGUCCUUGGGGAUGUGGAGAGAGUUGGCAAGGGCCUGUGUGUGGAUGAAGACCAACUGCCCCCUAGAGGUGACUUUGUAAGGUGCACCUACCCCGAGCCCUAUGAUGGGAUGUGUCUUUCCAAGGAAUCGGUCAACGUCACCUGCUCAUACUUGGACUCUGAGCCCAACCUCGCUCCCUCAUCUAACCAGGAACAAGACUCCUGCACCAUUGCCGCUGACAGGCCAGACAAGUGUGACUGCACUGGCUUCUGUCGAGAAAACGAUAAAUAUUACUAUGCCCUGCGGCUGAACAUCACAAAUGCCACCAUAACACUGAAGGACAUUCAGGACAUGAUUUUCAAGAACACUUCAGAUUGUGAUGCAGACAUACCGCACUGCAUGGUGGCGUUGAUGCUGGACCGGCUGCUGGACGUGUGUGUGGUCAGCAGAGUGAUGGCCUUCAGGCUGCAGGGGAGCCGAGGGGUCCACUACGACGGCCUGCUGACACGCAUGGCGAUAUGUGGAGGGCCAGACUCCAACAGCACGCGCCUCCUGGACGCCAACCUGACCUGGUUCUCCUCCAGCCUCACAGCUGACGACUUCUGUGAAAGCACCGUCAAGAAACCACUGACAUGGUGA